CCCGUCAACGAGGAAGGGGCAAACGCGGGUCUGAGCCCGCAAGCCGCUAUUCGCCGCAGUGAUCGAAAUGCGUCUGACAAGUGCCGUGCUUGCUGGGGCGCUCCUUUUAGGCGUCUCUGCCGAGGAUACAGAGGUGCUCCGGACGUCGACGGGACCGAUCCAGGGAAAAGUUCUUGAGUUCGAGGGCAAGAAAGUCGAGGCGUACCUCGGCAUUCCCUACGCGAAGCCGCCGCUCGGAGACUUGCGGUUCAGGAAAACCGUCCCGGUGGAAGCAUGGGCCGAGCUCAAGGCGACGAAAGAUUUCUCGAAACCGUGCGUGCAAGCAACGUACAUCCACGGCCAGAACGUAUCCGUGGACUACUCCGACUCCAGUGAGGAUUGCUUGACGAUUAACGUCUGGAAGCCGGCCGGCGGCUCCGCUAAGAAAGCGGUCAUUGUGUACAUCUACGGGGGUGCUUUCCAAUUCGGUGACUCGAGUUUGUUCUACAACGACGGACUUCCUUUCUCGGCGUUGAACGAUGUUCUGUUUGUGUCUUUCAACUAUCGCGUUGGAGUUUUCGGUUUUCUCAGUACCCAUCACAGCGACGCGCCCGGCAACGAAGGAUUCUACGACCAGCUGAUGGCGCUCAAGUGGAUCAAGCAGAACGUUGAAGUUUUCGGAGGAGACCCCGAAGCCAUUACGCUCUUCGGACAGAGCUCCGGAGCUUUUUCCGUCGGACUCCACAUGUACUCGCCGCUCUCGAAGGGCCUCUUCAAGCGGGUCGUCUUCGAGUCGGGAACGGCCUUGUCGCUGAUAACGUUCCAGAUGAAAAAUGAAAUCUCCCGCUUCCACACCUUGAUUGGACUCACCAACUGCUCCUAUGGAAUAUACUCGGAGAGCAAGUACAACGAGACCAUGGAGUGCAUUCGAAAAGCCGAGGCCAAAUCCAUCAUCGAGGGCGUUUCACAUCUCGGACAUCUGGCCGACAUGUUCCUGCCUAUCUAUAACGAUGACUUCAUUCCGGUUCAUCCCCUGAUGCCUGAAGAAGUCAAGGCUCUUAACGGAGACGAGGUCUUCAUGGGAACUGUCACCGACGAAGGCACCAUGUUCAUCAACUACCCGCUCCAGAACCUGCUUGCUCAGGGCGAUAUUGCCAAAACUCAGUACAAGAUAGUGCCGUCGUCGAUCUAUCCGAGAUUGUUCGACGCGCCCUGGGGGGCGAUCUAUCACAACUUUGACCAGUACUUCGAAAAUUCGAUCGACAGCUAUCCAGAAGAGACGACGUAUAAUUUGAUCGGACAAACGUACGGCGACGCUGUGUUCACGUGCCCGACGAACCUCUUCGGACAGUUCUUGGCGAAACGAAAGCGCUCGGUGUACCGUUAUCAAUACACUCAUAAAUCGUCGCUGAAACUCUGGCCCGACUGGAUGGGAGUUGUGCACACCACGGAUCUUCCGUUCAUGAUCGGAUCUAUGUUGACGCAUGAAGCCAAUCUCGCCGAGCCCCGUUACAACAAUACCCCCGAGUGGUUCAGGAAGCACAAGUUCACGGACGAGGAAAUUAAAUUCUCCAAGCAAUUGGUCAAAACGCUCGGAGAUUUCGUGAAAACCGGAAAGCCCUCGGUUCCUGAAUCCACCGCGGAUUGGCCGGUCUACACAGAGAAGAGCCAGGAAUACGUGAACUUGGCUCCGAAUAAUUUCACUCGCUCAUCCGACGGCCCUAAGAAAGACAAGUGCGAAUUAUGGCGCCCCUACCUUAUCAGAAAGAAAGAAUCGCUGACAUCGACCACUUCGACAACGAAGAAGCCAUCCGUCGGCUUCGGACCUAUCAAAAAGGCUCCCCCGAAACCAACGAAAAAAUCCAAGGGCACUUCCAAAACGAAUUAUCGGAAACGUGUCGAAAACCGCUACAAGAACGGAGCUCUUCCCAUUCAGAGCAAUUCGGUUUUGUAUAUUUUGGUCAGCGUUUUCCUCCUAAUCAAAGCGGGUCUUUGUUGAGGUAAGGCGUCAGAGUGAUGAGAAGGCCCGUUGGAUACCAGUUCGACACUAUGGUCGCUCCACGAGAUAAUUGUUAGGAUUUCUUAGGCAGCGUUUACUCAUGAACAGAAUGCUCUACGGAAGCGGCUUGGGCUUCUCUGAUUGUGAAUGAUGAAUGUAAAUACAAACCUGUGAGCUCCGGAAACAACACUAAGUUAAACGAAGCGGUAGGUGCGUCCGCUGCAUGAUUGCCCCAGGGGCGGAACACUCGGGGCGGUGCUCUGCUCGCGUGCACUAGGGAGAGAAUAAACUUGAGAAUAAGGAGAAGUCAAGCAUAGAUAAGUAUUGAUAGU
Messenger RNA from Galendromus occidentalis (western predatory mite), 2310 nucleotides. RefSeq names its product cholinesterase 1. Gene Ontology annotation, molecular function: acetylcholinesterase activity. The record is from RefSeq and is a predicted model, not a curated record. Lineage: Eukaryota; Metazoa; Arthropoda; Arachnida; Mesostigmata; Phytoseiidae. Gene Ontology annotation, biological process: acetylcholine catabolic process; choline metabolic process. The coding region runs from base 68 to 1978 and encodes 636 amino acids. Gene Ontology annotation, cellular component: plasma membrane. The transcript has 3 exons.